GAGGAGGCAACCAGAUUAUAUACCUCCUGUCUGGCGCUGGACGGCCAAUGAAACACUUCUCAAGGGGAUACUUUAUUAUGGCAACAAUAAAUACGAUGGGAGAAGGCAGGGCGCCGGAAUAAUGCAACACACGUUGACUUUUAAAAGCGACAAAUAUGAGGGCGUGAAUCAACGCCACAACAUGAGCCAGCUUCAAAGUCGUGGUGCGCACUAGCAGGGAUCGGAGAAACGGAGAAACCGGCGAUGAUUUCCCUCUAAACUUUGCUUAUAUAACUUGUGGAUUGAACGGUCAUUGAUGCAAAGUGGUGCGCAAGGAUGGCUACUCCAACGCAUCCGGAGACCAGGAGAUUUACGCGGGGUCUGGGUAAACCUGGCACGGCGGCUGAACUCAGGCAAAGUGUCUCUGAGGUGGUGAGGACGUCCGUGCUGAUUGUGAAACCGAAGGUGAUCGAGCCGCUGGACUAUGAAAAUGUGCUGGUGCAGAGGAAGACACAAAUCCUCAGUGAUGUCCUCAGAGACAUGCUGCAGUUCCCCUUGGAGGACUUUGAGAUUUCAACUUUGAGGCGGCAAGGGAGAACACUCUACCCUACCGUGCCUGAAAAUGCAGAGAGGGAGGCUCAGAGUCUGUUUGUCCAAGAGUGCAUUAAGACCUACAAGUCUGACUGGCAUGUCGUCAACUACAAGUAUGAGGACUAUUCUGGAGAAUUUCGACAGCUUCCAAACAAAGUGUCCAGACCUGAUAAACUGGCUGUCCAUGUAUUCGAAGUCGAUGAGGAUGUUGACAAAGAUGAGGAUACAGCCUCCCUAGGAUCCCAGAAAGGCGGGAUUUCCAAACAUGGCUGGCUGUAUAAAGGCAACAUGAACAGUGCCAUCAGCGUCACCAUGAGGUCGUUCAAGAGGAGGUAUUUCCAUCUAACCCAGCUCGGGGACGGCUCUUAUAAUCUGAACUUCUACAAGGAUGAGAAGAUCUCCAAAGAGCCCAAAGGAACCAUUUUCUUGGACUCCUGUAUGGGUGUGGUCCAGAACAACAAGGUUCGGCGGUUUGCUUUCGAGCUGAAGAUGCAGGAUAAGAGCACCUACCUGCUGGCCUCAGACAGUGAAGGAGAGAUGGAGGAUUGGAUCAACACGCUCAACAAGAUCUUGCACAGCAGCUUUGAGAUUGCCAUGCAGGAGAAGAGGAAUGGAGACAUUCAUGAUGAUGAUGAUCUUGGAAAGUCAGACAGUUCCUCUGGCAGUAUGGACAGCUUUCAGAGCACAAGAGAUAUAGAGUCAAGGAUGAGGAGCGAGACCAGAUUGAAGCUGUUCACCCUGGACCCUGACACACAGAAACUAGAUUUCUCAGGAAUAGAGCCGGAUGUGAAGCAGUUUGAGGAGAAGUUUGGUAAGCGGGUUCUGGUGAACUGCAAUGACCUCUCAUUCAAUCUGCAAAGCUGUGUGGCCGAGAACGAGGAAGGACCAACAACAAACGUGGAGCCAUUUUAUGUCACCCUGUCACUCUUCGACAUCCAGAACGGCAGGAAGAUCUCUUCUGACUUCCAUGUGGACUUAAACCACCCGUCUGUAAGGGGCAUGGUGCCCAGUAACACCAGUCAGUAUAUGAACGGGGGAGGGGACACCCACCCUGAGGGGCAACGGUUGAUCCACGGGCUGCCAGAGGCAGCCAUGCAGUAUCCAAGACAGGGAGUGUUCUCGGUAACAUGCCCCCACCCAGAUAUCUUCCUGGUGGCCCGCAUAGAGAAGGUUCUUCAAGGGGGAAUCAACCACUGUGCCGAGCCGUACAUGAAGAGUUCAGACUCCACCAAGGUGGCACAGAAGGUCCUGAAAAAUGCCAAACUGGCAUGCAGCCGGUUAGGCCAGUACAGGAUGCCUUUUGCCUGGGCAGCAAGGCCUUUGUUCAAAGAUGCUUCAGGGACGCUUGACAAAAGUGCUCGUUUCUCAGCUCUGUACAGACAGGACGGCAACAAGCUGUCCAAUGACGAUAUGCUCAAACUGCUGGCUGAUUUCAGAAAGCCAGAGAAGAUGGCCAAGCUGCCUGUAAUCCUAGGAAACCUCGAUGUUACCAUUGACAAUGUAGCCCCUGACUUGACAAAUUGUGUUACCUCAUCCUACAUUCCUGUGAAGCAGUUUGAUGUCAGUGAGAAGACCAACAUCUUCUUUGAAGUGGAGGAGUUUGUGCCGUGCAUAGCCAAAUGUUCUCAGCCUUUCACCAUCUACAACAAUCACCUCUAUGUCUACCCGAAGCACUUGAAGUACGACAGCCAAAAGUCAUUCGCAAAGGCUAGAAACAUAGCUGUCUGCAUUGAGUUCAAGGACUCAGACGACGAAGAGGCUGUUUCACUGAAGUGCAUCCAUGGACGACCUGGAGGACCCUUGUUUACCAAACAUGCCUUUGCUGCAGUAUUACAUCACCAGCACAACCCCGAAUUCUACGAUGAGUUUAAGAUUGAGCUGCCAACCCAGCUCCAUGAGAAACAUCAUCUGCUCUUCACCUUCUACCAUGUCAGCUGUGAUAGCAACAGCAAGGCCAGCACCAAAAAGAGAGACCUGGUUGAGAUUCAAGUGGGCUACGCCUGGCUCCCCCUGCUGAAAGAUGGCCGGGUGAUCAUGAAUGAGAGUCAGAUCCCUGUGGCUGCCAACCUGCCUGCUGGAUACCUCAACUUUCAGGACGGUGCCAGCAAGCAUUCAGGUCCUGAAGUCAAAUGGGUGGAUGGAGGCAAGCCUUUAUUUAAGGUGUCCGCUCACCUCGUGUCCACUGUCUACACUCAGGAUCAGCAUUUGCACAAUUUCUUUCAUCACUGUCAGAGCGCUGCGUCUGCUCCCCAGGUGUCAGGAGGAGAACUGGUCAAAUACCUGAAGAGUCUGCAUGCCAUGGAGAGCCAUGUGAUGAUCAAGUUCCUGCCCACCACCCUGAAUCAGCUGUUUAGGGUGCUAACCAGUGCCACCCAAGAGGACGUGGCAGUCAACGUCACCAGAGUCAUGAUUCACAUUGUUGCCCAGUGCCAUGAGGAGGGGCUGGAGCACUACCUGAGAUCAUAUGUGAAGUUUGUGUUCAAGGCUGAGCCAUACACAUCCUCCACCACCCGAUCAGUACAUGAGGAGUUGGCUAAAGCCAUGACUGCCAUCUUGAAGCCUUCCACUGACUUCCUCACAAGUAACAAGCUUCUCAAGCACUCCUGGUAUUUCUUUGAAGCGUUAGUCAAGUCCAUGGCUCAGUACUUGAUUGAGAGCGGUAAAGUGAAGCUGUCCAGGAAUCAGCGCUUCUCAGCAUCCUUCCAUCACACUGUGGAGACUCUGGUCAACAUGAUGAUGCCACACAUCACUCAGAAAUACAAAGACAACCUGGAUGCUGCCAGGAAUGCCAACCACAGUUUGGCAGUCUUCAUCAAGCGCUGUUUCAACCUGAUGGACAGAGGCUUUGUGUUCAAGCAGAUCAACAACUAUAUCAACUGUUUUAUGCCUGGAGACCCAAAGACGCUGUUUGAGUUCAGGUUUGAGUUCCUGCGAGUUGUGUGCAACCACGAGCACUACAUCCCCUUAAACCUGCCCAUGCCUUUUGGAAAGGGAAGGAUACUGAGAUUUCAAGCUUUAUUAUCUCCAUGUGAUACGGUGGAGUCGUACGAUGCUCUAGUAGACCUCCAACUGGAUUACUCGCUGACCGAUGACUUCUGUAAGAACCACUUCCUGGUCGGGCUGCUGCUCAGGGAGGUCAGUACAGCUCUGCAGGAGUUCAGGGAGGUUCGUCAGAUAGCCAUCCAGGUGCUGAAGAGUCUGAUGAUAAAACACACAUUUGAUGACCGCUACACCUCCAAAAGCCAGCAGGCCAGGUUGGCCACCCUCUACUUGCCCUUGUUUGGUCUGCUCCAAGAGAAUGUCAACAGGCUGAAUGUGAAGGAAGUAUCCCCGUUCCCUAUCAACCACUCCAACAAUAAUGGAAGAGAAGAUUCACUUCUUACCAACGCUUUGAUGACACCUCCGAGGUCGAGCACCUUUCUGGACACCAGCUUGCACAAAGAUGUUUUUGGAGUCAUCUCUGGCACCUCUUCACCUCACACGUCAUCAACCCCCAACAUUAACUCUGUGCGCCAUGCAGACUCUCGCGGCUCACUCAUCAGCACUGAUUCUGGCAAUAGCCUGCCUGAGAAGAACAAUGACAAGGGCAACUCUCUGGACAAGAAUCAGCCUGCUUCAACCAUGGGCAGUACCCUGCUGCGAUGUGAUAAACUGGACCAAGCAGAGAUCAAGAGUCUCCUCAUGUGCUUCUUACAUGUGCUCAAAAGCAUGUCUGAGGAUGCUCUGUUCACAUACUGGAACAAGGCGUCAACUGCUGAGUUAAUGGACUUCUUCACUCUAGUCGAAGUGUGCCUCCAUCAGUUCAGAUACAUGGGAAAGAGAUACAUUGCAAGGAACCAGGAUGGGGCAGGACCCGUAGCACAUGAGCGGAAGUCUCAGACUCUGCCUGUGUCCCGUAACAGGGCGGGAAUGAUGCAUGCCCGCUUACAGCAGCUCAGCAGCCUGGAUAACUCAUACACUUUUAACCACACCUACAGUCACUCGGAUGCAGAUGUGUUAAAUCAGUCACUGCUGGAGGCUAACAUAGCUACUGAAGUGUGCCUGACUGUCCUGGACACGUUAAGUAUCUUCAUCAUGGGAUUCAAGACCCAGCUGUGCUCUGACCACGGCCACAGUCCACUAAUGAAGAAGGUGUUUGAAGUCCACCUCUGUUUCCUACGGAUCAAUCAGUCAGAGACGGCCCUCAAGCAGGUCUUCACUUCACUGCGCACCUUUAUCUACAAGUUUCCCUGCACAUUUUUUGAAGGGCGUGCUGACAUGUGUGCUGCUUUCUGCUAUGAGAUCUUGAAGUGUUGUAACUCCAAGCUGAGCUCCAUUCGCAGUGAUGCAGCCCAUCUGCUCUACUUCCUCAUGAAGAGCAACUUUGACUACACAGGUCGCAAGUCUUUUGUACGGACUCACUUACAGGUGGUGAUUGCUGUCAGUCAGUUGAUAGCUGAUGUGAUUAGUAUCGGAAGUACCCGCUUCCAGCAUUCUCUGUCAAUAAUCAACACCUGUGCCAACAGUGACAAAACUAUUAAGAACACAGCUUUCCCAUCAGAUGUGAAGGACCUGACCAAACGUAUUAGAACAGUUUUGAUGGCCACGGCUCAGAUGAAGGAGCACGAGAGAGAUCCAGAGAUGCUGGUGGACCUGCAGUACAGCCUAGCCAAGUCUUACGCCAGCACGCCUGAACUACGCAAGACCUGGCUGGACAGCAUGGCCCGAAUCCAUGUGAAGAAUGGGGACCUGUCAGAGGCUGCCAUGUGCUAUGUGCACGUUGCAGCACUUGUGGCAGAAUACCUGCGGAGAAAAGGCAUGAUCAAGCAGGGCUGCUCAGCGUUCCGUGUUGUGACUCCAAACAUUGAUGAAGAAGGAGCAAUGAUGGAGGACGUCGGUAUGCAGGACGUCCAUUUCAAUGAAGAUGUCCUAAUGGAGCUUUUGGAGGAGUGUGCAGAUGGACUGUGGAAAGCUGAGCGUUACGAGCUCAUCUCUGACAUCUACAAGCUCAUAAUCCCCAUUUAUGAGAAGCGCAGGGACUUUGAGAAACUGGCCCACCUGUAUGACACGCUGCAUCGUGCAUACAGCAAAGUGACAGAAGUCAUGCACACAGGCAAGAGAUUGCUCGGCACCUACUUCAGAGUGGCGUUCUUUGGCCAGGCAGCGCAGUACCAGUUUACUGACUCAGAGGCUGAGGGCUUCUUUGAAGAUGAAGAUGGUAAGGAGUACAUAUACAAAGAACCCAAAUUCACCCCCCUGUCGGAGAUAUCUCAGAGGCUCCUUAAGUUGUACUCUGACAAGUUUGGACAGGAUAACGUGAAGAUGAUUCAGGACUCAGGGAGGAUAAACCCCAAAGACCUGGACUCUAAGUAUGCGUAUAUCCAAGUCACACAUGUGACCCCUUACCUGGAGGAGAAGGAGCUGGUGGACAGGAAGACGGACUUCGAGAAGAGCCACAACAUCCGUCGCUUUGUGUUUGAGAUGCCUUUCACCAUAUCAGGCAAAAAGCAAGGCGGUGUGGAGGAGCAGUGUAAACGCAGGACUAUACUAACCACCACACAUUGUUUCCCCUACGUAAAGAAACGGAUUGCAGUGAUGUAUCAACACCACACUGAUCUGAGCCCCAUUGAGGUGGCCAUCGAUGAGAUGAGCAAGAAGGUGGCCGAGAUCAAACAGCUCUGCUCCUCCAGUGAGGUGGACAUGAUCCGUCUGCAGCUUAAACUGCAGGGCAGCAUCAGUGUCCAGGUAAACGCAGGACCUCUUGCAUAUGCCCGAGCUUUUCUGGACGAUGCAGGCGCCAAGAAGUAUCCUGAUAACAAGGUCAAACAACUGAAAGAGGUCUUCAGGCAUUUUGUGGAGGCAUGUGGCCACGGCUUAGGCAUUAAUGAGCGGCUGAUCAAAGAGGACCAACAGGAGUAUCAUGAUGAGAUGAAAGCCAACUAUAGGGACCUAGCCAGAGAGCUGUCCAUCAUCAUGCAUGAGCAAAUCAGUCCUGUGGAAGAUGGCAUGAAGAGCGUUCUUCCAGACUCGCUUCACAUCUUUAAUGCCAUCAGCGGCACGCCAACCAGUGCCAUCAUCCAGGGCAUCCCCAGCUCUUCCUCUGUGGUAUGAUGCAUGCCUGGGUUAGCCUUGAACCCAGCGCCCUCUGUACUCGCCAGCCAGGCAUGCCAGUGAUGCCAUGUCGUCACUUCUAAACCCGAUCCUGCUUCUCUUUAGUCAGCUUAAAGGGAAACUGACACAAACACAGGCAACUCUGACCACCUCUCACCUUUCUCAGUAAACCAUGACCAAGGCACUGGACCUAUUUAACGUAUACACAGCAUGGAAACUGUGUUGGAUGUGGCCAAUUUCAAUUUUUCCUGUGACAGUAUGAGGUGAAGCCUGAGACCUGAGCAAUAAGAGAGGGGAUCGUGCAGGAGAGACGACAGACUGUGUUCCUGCUUCAUGGCCAGACAUAAUUUGUGACGAGACAUAACCUGUCUACUCCCGCGCUUGUUUCUACCUGAAAAGACUGGGCACUGAUUUCCAUGGAGACAUUCCUGUUGGGGUCUUUAAUAUGCAUGUCAUUACAUUACACCCACCACCCUCCCAACAGCUCAUUUUUGUUUAUUUUGAUAAUGUUUCACAUUGUUUUUUUUUGUAUGUACAGUAUUCUACUUUUAUAAGCCACUGUAUUGAUGUCUUGAUGAACAGUAUAUACUGCAUACAUCGAUGCUCAUCCUUGUAUAUGAAGUUAUAUUUCUACAAAAAUGCAAAUUUGCAAAAUGGCCUCCUAUGACUCAUGUUAGCAUUCAACCUUAAAUCACUUCAAUGUCUUAGAACGGGAGCAUUUUUUAAAUAUUUAAAGCCAUUGCAUACAAAAAGUAAAUUCCAAGUUGUCUAUUAAUGUAUAUAAAAAAAAGGAGUGUGUGCAAUAUUUGCAAAGUAUCUUGCUGUGUGGGGCUCAUACACUGUAAAGAUGAUGUUCACCUUCUUGCCAAAGCGAUGAGGUGUGGAACCAGACACUACGCCUACUGUGGAUGGAAGCUUUUAUCAUUUUAGUGUUCAGUGAAAUGUUCAAGAAAUUGUUUUAUAUUCGGGCAGCAAUGGGUUUGUUUUUUUUAAUUUAACACAAAGUCACUGUUCUGCUGUAAACAGAGAUGUUCCUUAAUGCUUUUCUUUUAAAUAAAAUACACUCAUUUCUCUGCA
This is a messenger RNA of Siniperca chuatsi (mandarin fish), 7737 nucleotides long. RefSeq names its product dedicator of cytokinesis protein 9-like. The record is from RefSeq and is a predicted model, not a curated record. The coding region runs from base 316 to 6660 and encodes 2114 amino acids. Gene Ontology annotation, biological process: small GTPase-mediated signal transduction; positive regulation of GTPase activity. NCBI's taxonomy places the organism in Eukaryota, Metazoa, Chordata, Actinopteri, Centrarchiformes, Sinipercidae. Gene Ontology annotation, molecular function: guanyl-nucleotide exchange factor activity. The transcript has 56 exons.